Messenger RNA from Miniopterus natalensis, 4539 nucleotides. It is a transcript of the gene BAG4, whose product is annotated as BAG cochaperone 4. Gene Ontology annotation, molecular function: adenyl-nucleotide exchange factor activity; protein-folding chaperone binding. The record is from RefSeq and is a predicted model, not a curated record. Gene Ontology annotation, cellular component: nucleus; cytoplasm; membrane. Gene Ontology annotation, biological process: protein stabilization. Lineage: Eukaryota; Metazoa; Chordata; Mammalia; Chiroptera; Miniopteridae.
UAAAAGUUUAGUAGUAAUACUUUCAAGUUCCAAAGUUGUUGAGAUAAGUAAAUACUACUCUUCUUAACAGUGGCAAAGAACUAUAAUUGUGCUGCACUAAUUAAAUUUAGUAUUGAUGGGGCUGGUGGUUGGAGAGGGAUAAAGGAUGUAAUGUCUCUGGUUUUGUUAAUCAUCUUGACAUAAUAGAAUUCCUUUAUAUAUCAUUUGGUCGGGUAGCCUUGGCAUAAUGCAUAAGAACAGGCUUUUACUAGACAGUCAACACUGAUGUGUUCUAGGGCAUGUAAUUUAUCAUAUAAUAUAUCUGCAACAUUUUAAUAAUGAGUGAUUUUAUAGUGAGUUUCUAGUGCUUUUUUUCUUCUUUUUUGAAACUUAUACUUUCUGCUAUCAACUUUUCAGAGUGAUGUAAGAAUGUUAGUAAAAGUGCAUUUAUUUUCCUUUUUUUUGUUUUUUUUUGUUUUGUUUUAGGAGCAGCCACCAUAUCCUAGCUACAAUUCUAACUACUGGAAUUCUCCUGCCCGCCCUAGGGCUCCUUACCCAAGUACAUAUCCUGUAAGACCGGAAAUGCAAGGCCAGAGCUUCGUUCUUCAGCUAAUAGUAAGGAUUGUUAAAAGGAGCAUGUAGGGCGGUUCAUGGAGCAGGGUGUGAGCAGCACUGAAGUACACCAAUUCAUACAGAGGCUGUAUCUCUGGAGGCAGAAGAUAUUGUGUCGCCAGACUGUUGAUGAAGUUCGUGAGAGUUUGAAUUCUUAUACAAAUGGAGCAUAUGGCCCACCAUAUUCCACUGGCCCUGGGGCAAAUACUGCCUCCUACUCUGGGGCUUACUAUGCACCUGGGUAUUCUCAGACCAAUUACUCUACAGAGGUUCCAAGCACUUACCGUUCACCCGGCAGCAGCCCAACCCCAGUCUCUCGUUGGAUGUAUCCCCAGCAGGACUGCCAGACUGAAGCACCUCCUCUUAGGACGCAGGUUCCAGGAUAUCCUGCUUCACAGAACCCUGGAGUGACCCUGCCUCAUUAUCCUUAUGGGGAUGGUAAUCGUAGUGUUCCACAACCAGGACCAUCAGUACGACCACAAGAGGACUCGUGGGCUUCUCCUGGUGCUUAUGGAAUGGGAACCCGUUACCCCUGGCCUUCAGCUGCACCCUCUGCACCGCCUGGGAAUCUUUACAUGAGUGAAAGUACUUCACCAUGGCCUAGCAGUGGCUCUCCUCAGCCACCUCCAUCACCACCACCCCAGCAGCCCAAGGAUUCCUCAUACCCCUAUAGCCAAUCAGAGCAAGGCAUGAACCAGCACAACUUUCCUAGCAGUGUCCAUCAGUACGAGUCUUCGGGAACAAUGACCAGUGAUAAUUCAGAUCUUUUGGAUCCCCAAGUCCAGUAUAGUGCUGAGCCUCAGAUGUAUGGUAACACCACCAAUGAACAGCCCAGCAAUCAAGAGCAAAGUAAUAAUCUUCCUGAAGAGUGUUUGUCUUCAGAUGAAAGUCCUCCCCCAAGUAUUAAAAAAAUCAUACAAGUGCUGGAGAAGGUCCAAUAUCUUGAGCAAGAAGUAGAAGAGUUCGUAGGAAAAAAGACAGACAAAGCAUACUGGCUUCUGGAAGAGAUGUUAACCAAGGAACUUUUGGAACUGGAUUCAGUUGAAACUGGGGGCCAGGACUCUGUCCGACAGGCCAGGAAAGAGGCUGUUUGUAAAAUCCAGGCCAUACUGGAAAAAUUGGAAAAAAAAGGAUUAUGAAAGGAUUUAGAACAAAGGGGAAGCCUGUUACUAACUUGACCAAAACUGCUGAUUUUGGUUAAUUACCCUCUUUUUGAAAUGCCUGUUGAUGACAAGAAGCAAGCAAUACAUUCCAACUGUCCUUUGACCUAAACUUGAAAAACUGGUAAAUGACUUGGAAAAACAUUUUCGUUAUGAGUUGUUUUCAGUUUUCAGACCAAUGAAUGUAGUAGGAAACUGUGGAGAAACCAAUAUUGCCAAGUAGGCUCACUUAUUAAGAAAUUUAUGGAUAUCUGCAAACUGCUUCUUAUCAACAGGAGGGAAAUACACUUUAUGUAACAGGCUUUUCAGAAACCUACCAGAUGAGACUGGAUAUAAUCUGAGACAAACAGGUUCUGUUUUUUAAAACAUCUGGAUUACUUGUCACAUUUUUGUACAUUGUAACUGCUUUCAACGUACACGUCGUGUGUAAUUACAGCUUGGACUUUAGCCUUGUUGGACCACUGUUUUGUUUUGUUCUUUGCAGUUCACAAAUAUAAUGUUAUUCUCUACUUCUUGGUACAUUUUGUAGUAAUACGUUUAAUAUAAUUAUUCAAGAGACUAUAUUGACAGCCAGAUAGUAUGGUAUUUCUGAAUGAAUUUCUAUCUUUUCACCGCUUGAAUAUAUUGCAAUGUGUAGUGAAUUUCUGAGGUAAAUUGUCUCCUUUUUUGUAUAGAUCAUUAGGUUAGAAUUUUACCACUUAUACUUUUCAUGUUAAUAGCGGAAGGCAAUUUGGAAAUGGCAUGGGCACAGGAAUGAAAAUGUUUGUGGCCAAUUUUUCGUUUUUACUCUUUUAUUACAUUUGGAUAAAGAUCCACUUUAAAAUUUCCUUUCCUCCUCUUUAUUAUCUUUUCACUAGUGCUGCUUCCAUAUGGAGCAUUGCGAUAGGUAACAGAUGAAAAAUUAAAUGCCACAGUGGGUAGAAGUAGUAACUGUAAAAAGUAAUAAUUUGGAAAUGCUGUUCUCCAUCUAAAAUAUUAGUUUCACUGUCAAGAUCCCUAUGAGCAGACUUUAGCUCAGUUUAUAGUAAAAAACAAUGAGGGUAAAAGAGAAUUUAUGCUCAGGGAAUGAAUCAGCCAUAGCUAGAGUGGGAAAUAUUUUUUUCUUUUAAAAGUAGAUUUGAUGUUUAUCUUUAUUUCCCUAGAAUAAAUUGCAUAGAAGUAUUGCCUGUUUUAUAAAAAGAUGUUUAUUAUCAUUAAUAACAAUCAUUUUUGAGCCAAAUUUAAGGAAGGGAUAUUGAAAGGGUCUUAGCUGGGCUUAAUUGGGUAGCUCUAUGCUAUCGUAUAGAAGAGACCUUAGGUAAGUAAUUUACUUUUUACACCUGAAGUGACUUCUAGUAUACAGUAUCUGUUAUUGGAAAAGCAGCUAUUUCUUAAUAAGAUAUCCAUGUGAUAAUAUUUUUUUUCUAGACUGCCAGGCCUACUAGUUGUAAUAAAUCUGUCAGCCAUCUCCUCUCCUUAUUAAAAAAAAUACAAAACGAAUACAAACAUAAUUGAUUAUGAGAAGAAAUGGAGUAAAAAUAAUGGCUGGGUCUUAUGGUUGGGAUGAGUGAUUUUAUGAGAUAAUGUGAUAAUUUUAUUCUAGGAUUUUUAUUUUUGGCCUAAUAUAGGAAUUUUUAAAAAGGCUUUUUUAUGAAAAUUAGAAAACUAUACUUGAAACAAAAUGUAGAAGGGGGAGACCCUUAAAGCUAAGUUAACAUAAACCAGUGAGACAAUGAUUAAUUCUGGAGAGAACACUACUAUUUAACUGAGUGCCCAAGAUACCAGUUUCCAUUGUCUUGAUUUAUAUGUAUAUACACACACAAAUACAUUAUGCACUAUAUUCAUAUGUGUGUAUGUUUCUUAAGUUAUUUUUUUAAAUUUUCAGAUAAUUUUAGACCUUCUGAAGAGUUGUAAAAAUAGUAUUUUCUGUAUACUCUUCAUUCAACUUGCCCUUCUGUUAACAUCUUACAUAACUAUAGACCAUUUGUCAAAGUAAGAAAUUAGCCUUGAUACAAUACUAUUAACUAAAGUAGAGAGUUUAAAAAGUAGAGAUUUUCUUAGAGUUUUCACUAAUGUACUUUUUACUUACUGUUCAGGAUCUAAUCCAGGUUCCCACCUUGCACAUAGUUGUCAUGUGUCUGUAGGGUCCUGCAAUCUGUGGCAGUAUAUUAUGACACCUGGUGGUGUAAUGUAUUUCUGGUGUUGUUAACCUUAAUCACUACCCAAGGUGGUGUCUGUUAGGAUUCUCUACUGAAAAUUGCUGUUUCUUUUGUGAUGACUAAAUAUUUGCUGGAGAUACUUUGAGACUAUGCAAAUGUCCUGUUUCUGCUUAAACCUUUGCCCACUCAUUUUUGUAUCCAUUGCAAAUCUUACUUGUGUCAGUUACUACUGUGGUCUUCUAAUGGUGAUUUUAUAUUUCUCUCAUUCUACAUUUAUUAAUUAGAAUUCUUCUGUAAGGAAGGGUUAGUGCUUCUGGAUUUAUAUUUUUAAUUAUAGUAAAAUAUUCAGGAUAAGUACAAACUUAGAACUUAAAGAUGUAAGCCUUAUUAAAUUAAACUAAUUCCAAAUACCAAUUAUCAAAGAAAGAAAAACUAAAUUGUUAACCUGUUUCAGAAAAUAUAAUGAACUUAUGAAGGAAAGUAGUAUUUAUGUUUUGUGGAUUUGCUUCAGUUUUUGACUUAGUAUUGACUCCAGACUGAAUUCAAAAUUUUCUUGAAAUUCCACAUCUGGACUUUUUUAAAGUAUCUAAAUUUAUAUUACUUUGGGGAUAAUUUUUGUCAAAAUCUUGAAUAAAGUUACCCAGACCUGG